CGCCAUCUCGUUAGCCGAGCGCUCGGCUGCCCCUGCAGGCAUGGAGGAAACCGGGGGCGGCGGUAACCGGGAGCCGCGUGCAGGAGGGGGCGCACCGGGGAGCCGCGGAGGAGAGCAGCGGGCAUCCAAAGAGCGAGGUGUGAGCGCUGGUGUCCCUCCGAUGGUGGCAGUGCCGCUCCGUUACCGCAUCAACACGGCGUGGAGGGAAUCCACGGACUGGCCUUGUCCGUCUGUCUCUUGUCCCGCUGUCUGUCCAUCCCAGCAUGGUGGAACUGCUGGCUGCCGCGUGGCCGAGCUCCAGAAGGCGUCGAGGCGUUCCCUGCCGUGUGCGGGCAACAAUAACUGAUGCCCAGGUUGCCCCUGCCCGGUGGCCGCCGGCUCGUCUUUCCGUCCAUCAAGGACAGCUUUAAUUACCCCCGGAGUCUCCCCGCUGCCGGAUCCGGUUCCCAUCAAUGAUUCAUGCCCUGCUGUGGGAAGGGGUUCCUCGGCUGCUGGGCUGAGACCGGAGGGAUUUUCCGACCUCUCCAGUAUUAAACUGGUGCGGACGGCCCUGGUGGCAGUUGGAGGUGCACAGGGUGCCCCGUGGGGUGAGUGAUGGGGUUUGGGAGCACAGCGUGGGAAAGCUUUGGGGGCAGAGGCAGCCUGUAGGUUUUGGGUCUCUGGAUGUCACCCACUGCAGCCCAAUGGGGGUCAGGGACCCAUCGGGCUCUGGGGAAGGGCAGAAUCCCUUCCACGUGUGCAUCCCAGCUCCCUGUGGCUGCUGCCCCAUGGAUGGAGCGCUUUGUCACACCCCACAUCUGAUCCAGCAGCACAGGGAGGUGUGCCAGCAGCCAGCUUCCCCUGGCAGUUCUGGUCCCCCCAUCCCUUCUGUGGCAGUAUUCUGAGGAGCAGCUCGUCCUCCUGGGGCUGACGGGGGCUGGAGCUGAGCUCUCCCCUCUGCAGGGACGAACGCAACUGCCUGCAGAGCCCUGAGGUCCCCAUGGGUGUCCUGAGCUGCAUGAAGUACCUGAUGUUCAUCUUCAACGUGCUGGUGUUUGCCGGGGGGAUCUGCCUGCUGAGCGUGGGGGUCUGGGUGGCUGUGGACCCGGCUGGUUUCCAGGACAUUGUGGCUGCCAAGCCUGUGCUGAGUGUGGGCGCCUACCUGCUGCUGGCUGUGGGCAUCGCCCUCUCGCUGCUGGGCUUCCUGGGCUGCUGUGGGGCGCUGCGCCGGAGCCGGCCGCUGCUGCUGGUGUUCUUCGUCCUCGUGAGCCUCGUCUUUGUCACACAGCUCGUUGGGGCUGUGCUCUUCCUGGCACACUGGAAGCAGGUGGCACUGGUCCCACAGAUCCGGCCAGAGCUCUUCCUGUUAGAGCUGCGAAGGAAUUACUGCGGGGAUGAAGGCGCUGAGGUCUUCUCCGUGGCUUGGAAUACCCUCAUGGUGACAGUGAGUGGCCAGGAGGCCCCUGCUGAGUUCUCCUGUUGUGGCGUUUUAGGACCUGAAGAUUUUGGGAACGGCUCCCACUUUCAGGAGCUGCACCCUGGGACGCCCUGGCCGCAGGCGUGCUGUGCCCGGGAUGGGCUCCUGCAGGCAGGAGAGCUGCUGAGCUGGGAGCAGUGCCAGGAAAGGAGCCCUGGCUACAUCCAUGAGCAGGGCUGCUUCCCCACCUUCAGCAAGACCUUGCAGAAGUACAUCUCUGUCCCCGGGUUGUGCAGCUUGGCCGUGCUGGGCAUCGAGAUCUUCGCUAUGUUCUUCGCCUUUUGCCUUUACUACAACUUUGACUGAUGCUGGGAGCAGCUCUCCAGGCUGCUGGCAGCGCAGCAGAGAUGAACCAAAUGCCUUGGGAACAGCAGCAGGCAAGGACGCUCUGUUUUCUUGCAUAUCUCAGCCCAGCUGUGCAGAUCAGUCGCCUUGCUGAGUCCUGCAUCUGCUCCAGUGCGUGGGUAAGGAUGAGGUGGCUCAUUAUCCUGGAGCAGGGACAGGGCUCAGGUUCAAAUCUUUACACACAUCUACGUAGACACGGAGGCCAAGCAUCAGAUUUGCUCCUGCUGCCAGGCAAACAGCUGUGACAACACAGAGCCCUGCCUCCAAAACCUCCUGAGCUGCUCUACCACCAGGACGCCUCCAUCCAUCCAUCCAUCCAUCCAUCCAUCCAUCCAUCCAUCCAUCCAUCCAUCCAUCCAUCCAUCCAUCCUCCCCAGCUCUGUUCCACCACCCCUCGCUGCCCCCCUCCACCCCUCUGGACCCUUUUUCUCCUCUCUCAGCCCUUCCCUCUCCUCUGCUCUUUUUCUCUGUGCAGCUCCUGG
Molecule: messenger RNA, 2283 nt
Organism: Lagopus muta (rock ptarmigan)
Lineage: Eukaryota; Metazoa; Chordata; Aves; Galliformes; Phasianidae
Product: tetraspanin-18-like
Exons: 7
Coding region: 980-1762 (260 amino acids)
Cellular component (GO): membrane
Source: RefSeq, a predicted model, not a curated record